This is a messenger RNA of Aspergillus brunneoviolaceus CBS 621.78, 1517 nucleotides long. Its product is annotated as DXO/RAI1 family decapping nuclease. NCBI's taxonomy places the organism in Eukaryota, Fungi, Ascomycota, Eurotiomycetes, Eurotiales, Aspergillaceae. Gene Ontology annotation, molecular function: mRNA 5'-diphosphatase activity. The record is from RefSeq and is a predicted model, not a curated record. Gene Ontology annotation, cellular component: nucleus; cytosol. Bases 1 to 1107 code for a protein of 368 amino acids. The transcript is spliced from 8 exons. Gene Ontology annotation, biological process: NAD-cap decapping; nuclear-transcribed mRNA catabolic process.
AUGGAUCGGAAAGUGUUUGAUAUUCAACCCAUUGGCCGCUUCUACGGAGCCAGUGCCGCAAUUCGACGUCCUAAGGAAAUCGCAUGUUUUUCCUAUGACGAUAAUCAUGAGUUCCAUCUGGGAGAGUCCUCCUUGAAAUACUACUACACACCGCAUCUCCCUGCAGAUCUGAACCGGGGGUUCGAAUCCUUCCAGAAGCUAGAUGAUUCCGCCGACGAGCAUCUCGAUGCGUUGCUCGAUACCAUCAUAGCUCUAGAACAGGAUACGGGAAACAAAUGCGAAGCUGAUAUCAUCACUUGGAGAGGAAUGAUGACCAAGAUACUGACGGCUCCCUUUGACAAUAUGAACGGGUUUGAGAUGAACGCGACCUUGUACCAAGUAACUAGCUUCAUUGAAGAGAACAACAGCUACAAAAAUGAGCAGAAGCGGAUCCAGAAGAAUCAGAGAAUGCCCCCUGGUAUGGCUUCUCAAGAGCUAAUGGCAUACUGGGGCUACAAAUUUGAAACAAUAUCGUUACUCAACCAACCAUGGGAUCCAACUCCUCGUCAGGAGAUUGAAGGUCGAGAAGAGCUUGUUGUGAACAACAAGGCCCAGUAUUGCUCCAUGGUGCGGACUGCGAUAGGUCGCACCAAACUUGUCAUUGGGGGCGAAGUGGAUGCUAUAUGGGACCGCAAACCGGACCGGAAGGAGGACCCGAUCAACUGGGUAGAACUGAAAACCUCGGCCGAGAUCAGGAAUGACCGGGACAUGGUCAAAUACGAGAGGAAGCUUCUCAAGUUCUGGGCUCAAUCAUUCCUUCUUGGCGUGCCUCGAAUUAUCGUCGGGUUUCGAGACCAGCAAGGAAUUGUCCACCGUCUUGAGGAAUUGGACACCGCCAGCAUACCAGGCAAGGUCAAGAAGGUGGGACGAGCGACCUGGGACGGAAAUAUAUGCAUCAAUUUCACUGCUGAAUUUCUGCAAUGGCUUAAAUCCACCAUUCAGGAGGAAGGGACGUGGAGGAUAGUCAAACGUGAGAGAUCCUCAGUCAUCGAGGUCUUCAAAGUGGAGGAUAGUGGGACUGGCGACAUCAUCUCUCCGGCCUUUUCAGCUUGGAGGACCACAAUAUGAGAAACUCAGGCUCGUUAAAGCCUGGUUAUUUAUAGCGAAUUGUUCAGAGGCUUGAUGAACGAGAAGCCGGAAUUAUGAACGGUCGCCAUUGGCUCUCAUCUGAUGUCGAUUCUUGGUCCAAAAAUUCGCAUUGCGAGAUAUGUGCAUCCCCCAGUGACAAAUGUCUUUGGCACAAGAAGGCGCCUGCGCACUUAUGUUCUUGGUCAGAGGGCUGACGGGAUCAAUUCCGUGGUGAAUUGUAGUCCGCCGCGGCUUACCCGAUGUCCUACAUUCGAAGACCCACAUAUGUCCCAGCUAGAUCUGAUCGAAUGUCAAGCAUCGGAAAGCGUGUAUGUCUCCUGUGGCUAACCUUCUUUCACUCUGAAUCCUCGGGAUGAGAAGUGUCUGUCCUUAGAAUAUCUAGUCUGGUG